CCACCCAGGCCACUAGGUUUCGCCUCUUCUACCUCUUCUCCCACCUGCGCCGCCGCCACUCACUCCCAAACCCUAACCCCGGAGGAGAGGGAGGAGCAGCCAUGGCCGUGGGCAAGAACAAGAGGAUCUCCAAGGGCAGGAAGGGCAGCAAGAAGAAGACCGUCGAUCCCUUUUCCAAGAAGGAUUGGUACGACAUCAAGGCGCCGACCGUGUUCUCCGUCCGCAACAUCGGCAAGACCCUCGUCUCCAGGACCCAGGGGACCAAGAUUGCAUCUGAGGGUCUCAAGCAUCGUGUCUUUGAAGUCUCCUUGGCGGAUCUUCAGAAUGACGAGGAUCAGGCUUACAGGAAGGUUAGACUUCGUGCUGAGGAUGUUCAGGGGAGGAAUGUCCUCACGAAUUUCUGGGGCAUGAGUUUUACCACGGACAAACUUAGGUCCUUGGUCAAGAAAUGGCAAACAUUGAUUGAAGCCCAUGUGGAUGUUAAGACCACAGAUAACUACAUGCUCCGCCUGUUUUGCAUUGGUUUCACCAAGCGCCGCCCAAAUCAGGUGAAGCGUACCUGUUACGCUCAGGCUAGCCAGAUCCGGCAGAUCCGCCGGAAGAUGGUUGAGAUCAUGGCCAACCAGGCAUCAACAUGUGACUUGAAAGAACUGGUUUCAAAAUUCAUCCCUGAAGUCAUUGGAAAGGAGAUCGAGAAGUCAACUUCAAGUAUAUUCCCUCUCCAAAAUGUGUUCAUCCGCAAGGUGAAGAUCUUGAAGGCACCGAAGUUUGAUCUUGGGAAGUUGAUGGAGGUACACGGUGACUACAAGGAAGAUGUCGGUAUGAAGCUGGACAGGCCUGCUGAGACUGACGAGGCGGUGGCAGGGGAGGUUGCAGCAGCUGAGUAGAGAUGGUGUUGCUAGUUGCUUUACCUUUUAGGAGAUUUGGGCUGUUACUAAAUUAUGGAUGAUCAAAACUUAAUGUCAGUUCCGAUACCCUUUUUUGUCUGCCGAGUUGGUUUCUCUGAUUAAAACCAUGGAAAAUUGUGAGACUGAUUUCAUGGCCAGCUCAUUUUGAAUGCAGUUGAAUGAUUAGUACUAUAUGAUAGUAUAAUACUACUGGUUAGAUCA
Messenger RNA from Oryza sativa Japonica Group (Japanese rice), 1109 nucleotides. RefSeq names its product small ribosomal subunit protein eS1-like. Gene Ontology annotation, biological process: translation. Gene Ontology annotation, molecular function: structural constituent of ribosome. Lineage: Eukaryota; Viridiplantae; Streptophyta; Magnoliopsida; Poales; Poaceae. The record is from RefSeq and is a predicted model, not a curated record. Gene Ontology annotation, cellular component: ribosome; cytosol.